AUCUGACGUCCUGCUCGCUCGGACAGAUCGCCAGCCACGUACUCUGCCAAGCCACGGGAAGGACCUCCUCGCACCAGGCCAUGGCACUCGCGUCCACCUCCGCCACCGCGUCCGUGGCCGUGCUCAAGACUCCGUUCCUCGGGGCCAGGCGCGCGCUCGCAAAUGCCGCCUCCGUCGCCGCCAAGCCCGCGCCCCGCCGCGCUCUCGUCCUCACCGCCGCCGCCAAGAAGUCCUGGAUCCCCGCCUUCAAGAGCGACGCCGAGUUCAUCAACCCCCCAUGGCUCGACGGCUCGCUCCCCGGUGACUUCGGGUUCGACCCGCUGGGCCUGGGCAAGGACCCGGCGUUCCUCAAGUGGUACAGGGAGGCGGAGCUGAUCCACGGGCGGUGGGCGAUGGCGGCGGUGCUGGGCAUCUUCGUUGGGCAGGCGUGGAGCGGCAUCCCGUGGUUCGAGGCCGGCGCCGACCCGAGCGCCAUCGCGCCCUUCUCCUUCGGGUCCCUCCUCGGCACGCAGCUGCUGCUCAUGGGGUGGGUGGAGUCGAAGCGGUGGGUGGACUUCUUCAACCCGGACUCGCAGUCCGUGGAGUGGGCCACCCCGUGGUCGCGCACCGCCGAAAACUUCUCCAACUUCACCGGCGACCAGGGUUACCCGGGCGGCAAGUUCUUCGACCCGCUCAGCCUCGGCGGCACCAUCAAGGACGGCGUAUACAUCCCCGACGAGGAGAAGCUCGAGCGGCUCAAGCUGGCCGAGAUCAAGCACGCGCGCCUCGCCAUGCUCGCCAUGCUCAUCUUCUACUUCGAGGCCGGGCAGGGCAAGACGCCGCUCGGCGCGCUCGGGUUAUGAGGGCAGCCACCACGACGGCCUCGGCGUCUGUACUUGUACUCAUCGAUCGAAUAGACCGAGCUAGUUUUCGCUUGCACGCGUGGUAUGGGACGGCUGCAUGAGAUUAGACGCAUGCAUGAAUGGAUUUUGCGUUGGAUCGAUUGGGUUGGAGGUCAGAGAAGCAGCAGCAAUGUAUCUGUGUUCGUGACUUCUUUCAGGUGGUGUGCGUGAAUCAAAUGGGGAAUCAAGGAGUUCUUUUUUUUUUCCAUCAUGUAUGUACCAUGUAGUAUAUAGUCUGGAUCGAUUUGUGGAAUUAAUCAAGACAGGAUGAGUGAGGACAUUUGAUUGGUC
Phragmites australis (common reed) is the source of this 1172-nucleotide messenger RNA. Its product is annotated as chlorophyll a-b binding protein CP24 10A, chloroplastic-like. The record is from RefSeq and is a predicted model, not a curated record. The transcript has 2 exons. Gene Ontology annotation, cellular component: membrane. Gene Ontology annotation, biological process: photosynthesis, light harvesting in photosystem I; response to light stimulus. Lineage: Eukaryota; Viridiplantae; Streptophyta; Magnoliopsida; Poales; Poaceae. Bases 81 to 842 code for a protein of 253 amino acids.